Messenger RNA from Mytilus trossulus (common blue mussel), 639 nucleotides. RefSeq names its product adenosine 5'-monophosphoramidase HINT1-like. Gene Ontology annotation, molecular function: hydrolase activity. Gene Ontology annotation, cellular component: nucleus; cytoplasm. The record is from RefSeq and is a predicted model, not a curated record. The transcript has 3 exons. Gene Ontology annotation, biological process: purine ribonucleotide catabolic process. Bases 66 to 446 code for a protein of 126 amino acids. NCBI's taxonomy places the organism in Eukaryota, Metazoa, Mollusca, Bivalvia, Mytilida, Mytilidae.
UGAUUUUCCUUCGUCAAAACUCGGUAGCUUCCGGUACCCUGACGCUCUAGCCAACAGAAUCCGGCAUGGCCUCAGAAACAGAAAAGGCACAAACUGCACAACCAGAAGGAGAUACAAUAUUUGGGAAAAUUGUUAGGGGUGAAAUACCAACUAAAUUUAUCUAUGAGGAUGAGCAGUGUGUAGCCUUCAACGACAUCAGUGCUCAAGCUCCCACACAUUUCCUUGUUAUACCAAAGAAACCAAUUGUUAAGUUAUCUGAUGCUGAAGAUACUGAUGAACAGCUACUUGGACAUUUAUUGGUAGUUGCUAGGAAGGUUGCUAAGGAUGUAGGAUUAGCUGAUGGAUUUAGAGUAACCAUUAACGACGGAGUCAAGGGAGGUCAAUCUGUUUACCAUCUACACGUCCAUGUCAUGGGUGGUCGUCAAAUGGGAUGGCCUCCAGGAUAAAUUCAAUCAUCUUUCAUUUUCCCUCAAAUGGACAAGACAGUAGAAAGAUAGUUGAUCAAACUGAAUUUCCACAUGUUUGGAAAUUUUAUGAAUACUUUUAUUUAGUGCUCUAUCAUGUCUGUACAAUAUUUAUAAUGUGGCUUUUUGAUGCAAUAUUUAUCUACAUGCUCUAUAAAAAUCUAAACAUACACUU